Molecule: messenger RNA, 954 nt
Organism: Trichosurus vulpecula (common brushtail)
Lineage: Eukaryota; Metazoa; Chordata; Mammalia; Diprotodontia; Phalangeridae
Product: olfactory receptor 8K3-like
Exons: 1
Coding region: 4-954 (316 amino acids)
Biological process (GO): G protein-coupled receptor signaling pathway; sensory perception of smell
Cellular component (GO): membrane
Molecular function (GO): G protein-coupled receptor activity; odorant binding; olfactory receptor activity
Source: RefSeq, a predicted model, not a curated record
GGAAUGACUAAGUUGAAUGAAACCUCAGGGAGCCAGGUGACUGAAUUUAUUCUCAUGGGCAUCACAAACCAUCCUGAGCUGCAGCAUCCCCUCUUUGUUUUGUUUUUGCUCAACUACAUGGCAACAGCUCUUGGGAACCUGGGCCUGAUCAUUCUAACUGGUGUGGAUUCCCACCUCCAAACCCCCAUGUACUUUUUUCUUAGGCAUCUGGCAUUUGUUGAUCUUGGCUAUUCCACAGCUAUUGGGCCAAAAAUGCUGAAUAGUUUCAUAGAGGACAAAAAUAUCAUUCCCUAUAAUGAAUGUGCAGUACAGCUAUUUUUCUUUGGGAUAUUUAUUGCCAGUGAACUUUUUAUCCUGUCAGCCAUGGCCUAUGACCGCUAUGUGGCUAUCUGUAAGCCCCUCUUCUAUAUGAUCAUCAUGUCAGACAGGGUAUGUUGGAUCUUGGUGGCUAUCUCAUACCUCUAUUGCAUCAUGGUGUGUCUAGUCAUCACAACGGAAACUUUUAAAUCAUCUUUCUGUGAAUCAAAUAUAAUAAGACAUUUCUACUGUGACAGCCUCCCUCUAUUAUCCAUUGCAUGCUCAGACACAAGUGAGACUGAACUAAUCAUUAUGACCUUCUCUGCAUUUAAUUUGGUUUCUUCCCUCUUGAUUAUUCUUGUCUCCUAUGUGCUUAUUCUUAUGACCAUCCUCAGGAUGAACUCUGCUGAGGGGAGGCACAAAGCCUUCUCCACCUGUGGCUCUCACCUCACAGUGGUGGUGGUGUUCUAUGGGACGCUUCUCUUCAUGUACCUGCAACCCCAAUCCAGCCAUUCCUUUGACACAGACAAGAUGGCCUCUGUCUUUUAUACUCUAGUUAUCCCCAUGAUCAACCCCAUGAUCUACAGCUUGAGGAACAAAGAAGUGAAAGGUGCUUUGAAAAGACUUUUUAAAAAUUGGUGUAAGCAUUCUUUUUAA